AUGACGGCUGCUGAUCAUCAUUUGUCUCUAGUCGGAGAGCCCCCAAUGCCUCCCGGCAGCCCAACUUGGAUACCAGAUCGCUCCGACAUGCAGCAAUGGUCGACUUCGAAGACGCCGUUCGAUCAUGCUCUCUAUAACGCUGCUGUUCUUCACCUGCCUCCUACCUCUUCUGAAGAUGAACUUGAUGAUCAGGUUGCGUCCGAGGUACAUAGUUUGGGCAUAUCACCGUUGCGGAUUACCUCGGACAUUGGAAAGAUUGCUUCUUCAGUCUCGACUAUUACCAUCGCUUCGGGCUCCUUGAAGCAAAGCUCCAUCCAAUCCCAGUCCACCGCAGCGACGUCCUGUGCCUCUAGUGAGCAUCGGCCAACAACACAAUCGUCCCGGACCUCUGACUACACCCCGCCGAAACCGGGCGGCCUCUCACCUACCUUGACGAGCGAAAGAAAGAAAUACUCACCACUAAAACGAGGGUUCCAAAAAAUGGCAAGUUUUCGAAAGAGACGGUCGGCGGGUUUGACUGCGUCUUCAACCCUUACAAGUAUCAACAGUGACGCCGACAGCAACGGUAGCGAAGAUCAGUCCGUGAACAUGCGAAGUCCCACGUCGGUCAAAUCGAGUCAGAGCUCGUGGUCGCAACCAUUAUUCAUGGCAAAAUCAAGUUGUGAACCGCCAACGUUGGAGGACACAGAAGCGUUGGAGAGAAGUAUGGGGUGCAAGGAACUACUCAACCUUCAAAUGACUCAACUGGAUGAAAAGGGUCGUUUUCUAGAGUUUCAGGCUUCAUUGAUGGCGCACUUGCGAUCAGAACGCGAUUUUCUCAGGGCACAGAAAAAGACUUCGCAUGCAAAUGCCAUUGCUGAACAAAGAGCAAAGAUUGAGCGGGCAGUAGAAGACCUAGAAGCGCGACAACUCGAGGAAGAAAUGAAGAUGGAAAAGGAUCAUGAACUCGAAAAGAGAGCUAUCAUGUUGCGCUUACGGCAUAUGGAAGCUUAUUGUCAGAAUCCCACUCCACCUGAGACUCCUGUGGAUCCAGUCUCCAGACAUGCUUCUAUCGAUUCGAUCUUCCCAGAACGCAAAGUCACAGAUAAAGACUAUCACAAUCUCGCCCAACAGUACCGUGAACGAGACAUCAUGGACACCCUGCACACUUCCAAAAUCAAUGUUUUGCGGGGCAAGCAGAAGAGAGCUGUGGAGAAUCUCAUACGGAAAAAGGAAAAAGAGAUGGAAGUUCUGGAAAGAGACCAGAAAAAGGAACUGGCUGUCAUUGAUCGCGACUUUGCCAGCCAGGAGGCCGAUUUGAGGAUGGUCCUGGACAAGAAGAGAGCGAGGCUCGAAUCAAGGUGGCGAACCCAGGCCUUGAUUGAGCGCACGAAACUGGAGAAAAAGAGCGGCCUCCGAUACGCCCCGUUACCCGAUGUUGUCGCCAUCAAAGACAUUGACUGCUGCUGA
Fonsecaea nubica is the source of this 1449-nucleotide messenger RNA. RefSeq lists its product as hypothetical. Lineage: Eukaryota; Fungi; Ascomycota; Eurotiomycetes; Chaetothyriales; Herpotrichiellaceae. The record is from RefSeq and is a predicted model, not a curated record. The transcript is spliced from 2 exons. Bases 1 to 1449 code for a protein of 482 amino acids.